Beta vulgaris subsp. vulgaris (sugar beet) is the source of this 2598-nucleotide messenger RNA. RefSeq lists its product as uncharacterized. NCBI's taxonomy places the organism in Eukaryota, Viridiplantae, Streptophyta, Magnoliopsida, Caryophyllales, Amaranthaceae. Bases 1 to 2598 code for a protein of 865 amino acids. The transcript has 7 exons. The record is from RefSeq and is a predicted model, not a curated record.
AUGGAUCAAGCAACAAAAGAGAAGGAGAAAUUGAGUUUUGCUAGAGUUAUGGUGGAAGUUGGGAUAAAUGAUGAGCUGCCGGAUAGCAUUGCAUUCUGUAAUGAACAUGGGAAUAGGAUGGAACAAAAAGUUGAAUAUGAAUGGAGGCCCAUUCAAUGUACCCAGUGCAAGGGCUUUGGGCAUGAACUGGAGGCUUGCAGGAAUAAAGGAGGAAAGAAAAUAUGGGUCAAGAAAGGUGAAGUAGUGAAGGAUAAAGAUGGAUUCCAGCAGAUAGGAAUCAUGAUAGGGUGGUGUCCUAAUGCAUUUAAUGUGGACAUUAAAGUGGUGAAUAGUCAGUUUGUCCACUGUUGGGUUCAGCCAAAGACAGGGGCUACUGGUUUUGAGUGCACAUUUGUGUAUGGUUUCAAUGACCAACAAAGCAGGCUUGGUAGUCAUGUGAGAAGAACUGAGCUUACACCAAUGCUGGAGUGUAUUACUGAAUGUCAAAUUACUGAUGUGAAAGCUACAGGGAGAUAUUACACUUGGUGUAAUAAGCAAGAUGGAGAUAAAAGAGUUUUUUCAAGAAUUGAUAGGGUGCUAGCUAACCAGUUAUGGAUGGAUAGCUAUGAUAAUGCUGAGGUUCAUAUUCUUCCUGAGGGUGAAUAUGAUCACACUCCUUUGCUAGUUUGUGUGUAUCCUGAUAUGAGCUUAAAGAAACCUUUUAGGUUCUGUAAUUACUGGUGUCAACAUGAUUCCUUGCUGAUGAUUGUUAAAAAGGAAUGGGAGACUCAAAUUUCUAGUUGUGUUAUGUAUAGAUUAUUGCAGAAUUUGAAGAAUAUAAAACUUGCUCUUAGAAGGAUGAAGACGCUGGGAUGGGAUGAUGCAGAGAUAGCUGUUAGUAAAACUAAAGCUAGAUUGAUUGAAAUUCAAGAUGCCAUGCAUGAGAAUCCUAGGGAUACUAGUCUCAGUACUGCAGAAAAAGAGGCUCAGAGUAGUUACAAACAAGCUCAAAAGAUGUUGCACACUAAACUGCAACAGCAAGCAAAAUUGAGCUGGUUAAAAUGUGGAGAUGAAAAUUCUAAAGUCUUCUACCAAGCUAUCAAAGCUAGGAGAAGACAUAAUAGAAUUCAUGCUAUACAUGACAUGAAUGGCAGGUGGUUGAAUAAAAAAGAGCAAGUAGAGGAAGCUUUUGUCAAUUUUUACAAAAGCUUAUUUACUAAUGUUGAGCAAAAGGAAGCUGUAAUGGAAACUAUCAUGAAAAAAGGAAAAAUGCACUGUUGGGAGGUGAUUGGUGAUGAAGUAUGUGAAGCUGUACUAGAUUUCUUUAAGACUGGUAAGCUUCUGAAGGUCAUUAAUGUUACAACUUUAACAUUAAUACCAAAGGUUAAAGUGCAUGAAAAUAAAUCAUCUCUAGUAACCAGGGAGCUUUUAUUACUGGAAGAAGUAUUCCAUAAUGUCUUGAUUUGUCAAGACUUGGUUAAAAACUACAAUAGAAGCAAGAAUAGAGCUGGAUGCAUGAUGAAGUUAGAUUUGAAGAAAGCCUAUGAUUCAGUCAAUUGGGAGUUCAUACAGCAAAUGCUAGAAGGAGUGGGUUUCCCUAGGAAGUUCAUUGACAUGAUUAUGGGCUUUCAGCUUUUCUCUCACACCUCAGGGCUAGAGGUUAACAAGCACAAAUCUGAGGUAUACUUUACUGGCAUGACUCAGAGGGAUAUUCAAAGAGUGACAGAUGUUAGUGGAUUCAAAGUUGGUAAACUGCCUUUUACUUACCUUGGAGUUCCUAUAUCCACUUCUAAAUUGAAGGCUAAAGAUUGUCAAGCUUUAAUUGAGAAGAUGCUAUUCAUAAUUCCUAAGAGCAUCUUGAAAGAAAUCAACUCAAUCUGUAGAUGUUUUUUAUGGUCUGCUACCCAUAAUGAUACAAAACCUGGUGCUGUAGCAUGGAACAAGCUGUGCAGAUAUAGAAAAGAUAGUGGUCUGGGCUUUAGAGACACAGGUAUUUGGAAUAUGGUAGCUCUUAGCAAACUUGCUUGGGGUGUGGCUCAAAAGCAAGAUAACCUAUGGGUGAAAUGGGUGCAUGGGGUUUAUAUUAAAGAGUCAAAUUGGGCUAGUUAUGUAGCUCCUAGUCAUGCCAGCUGGGCUUGGAAGUAUGUAUGUCAAGCAAAGAAUCUGAUGAAUGAGAAGACAAAUGGUGUUCAAUGGCUUAUUAAUGGCCAGUUUAGCAUUAAACAAUACUACCAGCUACCGAUGAGAGGCAACAGACAAGCAGUGUGGGCUAGAUAUGUCUGGAAUAGGUAUACUUUACCUAAACAUCGACUGAUUAUGUGGUUGGCUAUUCAGGAUAGACUGAAAACAAGGCAAAGGCUGAAGUUAAUGAAUGUUUGUGUUGAUGACCAAUGUGUGCUUUGCCAACAGCACACUAAAACCAUGAAGCAUUUGCUGUUUGAAUGCAAGUUCAGUGAACUGUGCCUGUCAGAAGUCCUACAAUGGCUAGGUAUCACUUGGAUACAAAGGGGCCUAAUGCAGCACUGUAGAUGGAUUCUGAAUAGGUAUAAAGGUAAUAGGACUAGGAAAAUGGUCCUGCUAGCUGCUUUGCACCACUGUUUAUGUAAUAUGGAGAAAUAG